Molecule: messenger RNA, 1073 nt
Organism: Cooperia oncophora
Lineage: Eukaryota; Metazoa; Nematoda; Chromadorea; Rhabditida; Trichostrongylidae
Source: the annotation of a GenBank genome assembly
AUGAGUUGGAACGGAACUUCAUCUGGUGUGACUGAGGAACAAUUCGGCCAUCUAGAGAAUCCACUAUCUAAACGAGGGAGACGUGAUGAUUCUCCGGACGAAGACAAUGAUACGGAUCGUACAACUCGCAGGGGAAAACGUGUUGACACAUCCAAAACAACAGGAUCAGCUGCUCGUAAGAAAGCUCCAACGUCGGUUCCAGCUUCAAAUGGGAGGAAGACUAUCAAUGGUGCAGGUGGUGGUCUUUCACGGAGAGGAAAAGCUGUUUUUGAAGAUGAUGAAAGUGGAACGAAUUCACCAAUGAGUAGUUCGGGAUCUGAGUCUGAUGACUUGGAUGUCUCGUUUCAUAUCGGAAAGAAACCUCAAAAAGGCAAGGUGUUUCCUGGUAACUACGGUCAGCGCAGUCCACCGAAAGCUGCAGCAGUAACAGCUUCUCCGUUACCAUCAGCAACCCGGGACUCGGUCUUCUCAAGUGGUCCACAUUGUGAUAGUCCGACUACCUCUGUUGGUACAGCUGCAACGGUACCAAUGCGUUUAGGCGAUACUGCCACUCGAUGUAGUCCUGGUGGUGGACGAACACUUCAAGAUGUUGAGGCUGAUGAGGAGGUGGCUGCAAUUGUAGCGACACCUCCACCAACCGACCGACCUCGGCUGGAGGUGCUCUCUACUCCCCCUGUAGUUCGAUCUGGUGCAGGGUCACGGACAGGUCGAGCGGAACGGCAUCAUCCGAAGGAGGGUAAAUCCACAACAGCAAGCAGUGCAGAUUCGAGCGAGCAUAGUGAUGUGGAUCAUAGCCAUGCACCAACCGAAUCUUCUCGAAGUGCCUCAAGCUGUUCGAGUCGCGGUCCUGUAGGAGUGGAUUCUCCUCGUCCGUUAGGAGAUCGAAUUCCGGUUCACGAAGAAGCUGUAAAUAUGGGUGGGGUGCCGGAUGAUGACGACGGUUACUCGAGGUGUGCUCCGUCGGAAGAGAGUGAUCAUCCUCCUCAACUGCAAGCAGAAGCAGCCAUCAAUGCCAGCUCAGGUGGUGGCGCUUCUAGUGAUGAGGCCCCACCCCGCCUACAUCAUGGAGUUCC